GGUUAAGGUGGUUGAAGAGGUUCUGUAAACCAGAAAAAAGACACCAUUAUCAAGAAAAAAUAUUUCAGUAUGCCAGGAAAGAUAGUGGCAGAAAACGCGGAGACGGGUGGCGAAGAAGAGAACGUGGACAAGCUGAUCAACUACAACGAUGCCAUUUCAUAUUGGACUGACGUCCCGGCCACUGUUGAUGGUGUGCUUGGCGGGUUUGGAGAGGCAACAUCGGUUCCUCGGGCAGAUGUAGUAGGCUCGUCAACUUUUAUGAGAAAACUCAAAACCAGAUGGUCGGCGGAGCCGGGCAAGAUUAAGUACGGUAUUGAUUUCGGUGCUGGGAUUGGGAGAGUCACUAGAGAUUUCCUACAUAAGGUGUGUGACAAGGUAGAUUUACUAGAGCCGGUCGAGCCAUUUGUGCAGCAAAUGCGUGUCGAAUUGGAGCCGUUGAGGAAGGAAGGAAAGAUCGGGGAGAUUUACGACAUUCCCAUGCAAGACUGGAAGGCAGAAGAGGGAAGGUACGCAUUGAUCUGGUGCCAGUGGUGCUGUGGACAUCUUCCUGACGAUGCCUUUUUAGAAUGGUUGAACCAGUGCAAAAGGGGGCUGCAGCAGGAUGGGCUUCUGAUCGUCAAGGAAAACAACACCAAUAGUGAUGACGAUUUGUUUGACCCCGAAGACAGCUCCAAAACGAGAUCUGACAAGAACUUCCGCCGGUUGUUCAAGCAGGCAGGAUGGAAGCUCAUUGCCACCGACUUGCAAAAGGGGGUUCCGAGAGAAUUGUUUCCUAUCCGCAUGUAUGCCUUGAAGCCAACGAGGGAUUGAGCUUUGUGGAACAUAUGGACCUACUUUUUACAACAGUAAUCUGUAUAAACUAAUUUACAAUCAACAAACACAGCAAGACGUUAACCAAAGAAUAAACACCAAACAUAGAUCAGAUAGGGGUGAAAGACUAUUUGAUGGUAAGUUUUUGUCCUCAUUAGAGUCAGUUGAACUAUGCGUUAAAAUCUUAAUCAUCAUAUUAAGUUUGGUGU
Molecule: messenger RNA, 1019 nt
Organism: Pichia membranifaciens NRRL Y-2026
Lineage: Eukaryota; Fungi; Ascomycota; Pichiomycetes; Pichiales; Pichiaceae
Exons: 1
Coding region: 70-810 (246 amino acids)
Biological process (GO): N-terminal protein amino acid methylation
Cellular component (GO): cytoplasm
Molecular function (GO): N-terminal protein N-methyltransferase activity
Source: RefSeq, a predicted model, not a curated record